Camellia sinensis is the source of this 766-nucleotide messenger RNA. The record is from RefSeq and is a predicted model, not a curated record. NCBI's taxonomy places the organism in Eukaryota, Viridiplantae, Streptophyta, Magnoliopsida, Ericales, Theaceae.
ACCCUCGUGAAUGUGAAGGCAAACUAGUGACACUAGGCUAUGAGGACUGCUGUGCAAGGAAAAGAAUAAGAAGAGGAAAGAACAAGGUAAGGAGAGAAUAAGGCAAGGUUUGAACAAGGAAAAGAACAAGAAAAGGAAAGAAUAAGCGAGGGAGAGAAGAAGGCAGGGUUUGAACAUACCUGUUAGGAGCCUAUAAUCUAAAUAUGGAAUAUAUUAACAAAGUGAAUGAACUGCAUUCUCGGAGAUUCCAAGAUUUAGAAGAGCAAAGAAGACCCCAUAAGAGAAUCAAAAAAAAGAAGACCCUAUACGAAGAAGAUACAGAGAGAAAGAAAGAGGAUUCAGGGAAUCAUAGGGUAGGUUUCUUUGGGUUUCUUUGAGUUUCUCUCUCUUCACUGCAAAGACAGAAAUGGGUGAAUCGCCAACUUGUCUUGUUCGAUCCUUCUCUCAACCUGCUGGCACUACUUCCACUGAACCCGAAGAGGGAGAUCCUUAUUGUGCCCUGACAACAUCAAUCUCAUUUCGGAGGUUCAUGUUGGAAUCAUUGGCGUGUGAAAAAUGGUCGUGUUUCUCUAACAAUCAGUACUUGGAAGAAGCUAAGAAUUCUUCUAAGCCAGGUUUAGUUGCCCAGAGGAAAGCUUAUUUCGAAGCCCUUUACAACAGAAAUGGUGCUAAGAAACUUGCAGCAUUGCUUGAGGAGCAAAAUGCAGCGUGUAAUGAACCAAAUGUUAUGGAAGAGACAUCCAAAGACAGCUCAAAUCCUCCAUGA